GCUGAAGUUUUAGCGGCUUAUCGGAGUUAAAAACCGUAAAGAAAUACGCAAAGUUGCCCUAUAAUAAAGUGACAGGAGCAUAGUAAUCAUGGCGUCCACCGCGGCGGGUAAACAGAGAAUCCCGAAAGUGGCGAAGGUGAAGAAUAAAGCCCCAGCGGAGGUGCAGAUCACCGCAGAGCAGCUGCUCAGAGAGGCGAAGGAGAGGGAACUAGAGCUGCUGCCUCCUCCACCCAAACAGAAGAUCACUGAUGCAGAAGAGCUCAACGACUAUAAACUGAAGAAGAGGAAGGGGUUUGAAGACAACAUCAGGAAGAACAGAACUGUCAUCAGCAACUGGAUCAAGUACGCACAAUGGGAGGAGAGCCUGAAGGAGGUCCAGAGAGCUCGCUCUAUCUACGAGCGUGCGCUCGACGUGGAUCACCGCAACAUCGCACUGUGGCUGAAGUAUGCAGAGAUGGAGAUGAAGAACCGGCAGGUGAAUCACGCUCGCAACAUCUGGGACCGAGCCAUCACCAUCCUGCCCCGUGUCAAUCAGUUCUGGUACAAGUACACCUAUAUGGAGGAGAUGCUGGGAAACGUUGCCGGCUGCAGGCAGGUGUUUGAACGCUGGAUGGAGUGGGAGCCGGAGGAACAGGCCUGGCAUUCGUACAUCAACUUUGAGCUGCGCUAUAAGGAAGUGGACAAGUCCCGCAGCAUCUAUGAGAAUUUUGUGAUGGUCCAUCCUGAAGUGAAGAACUGGAUCAAGUACGCUCACUUCGAAGUGAAGCACGGUUACAUCGCUCGGGCGAGGAAGGUGUUCGAGAGAGCCGUGGAGUUUUUUGGUGAGGAGCAGAUCAGUGAGAGCCUCUACGUGGCUUUUGCGAGAUUCGAGGAGAAGCAGAAAGAGUUUGAGAGAGUUCGCAUCAUCUAUAAAUAUGCUUUGGACCGAAUCCCCAAGCAACAGGCCCAGGAGCUGUUUAAGAACUACACUGUGUUUGAGAAGCGGUUUGGAGACAGGAGAGGAAUCGAGGAUGUGAUCGUCAACAAAAGGAGGUUUCAGUAUGAAGAGGAAGUCAAGGCAAACCCACACAACUACGAUGCCUGGUUUGAUUACCUGCGGCUGGUGGAGAGUGACGCCAAUGCGGACACGGUUAGAGAAGUGUACGAGAGAGCCAUAGCCAACAUACCCCCCAUCCAAGAGAAGAGACACUGGAGACGCUACAUCUACCUGUGGAUUAACUACGCUCUCUAUGAGGAGCUGGAGGUCAAGGACCCUGAGAGAACGAGGCAGGUGUAUCAAGCGUGUCUGGAGCUUAUACCGCACAAAAAGUUUACAUUUGCCAAGAUUUGGCUCUUAUACGGACAAUUUGAAAUCCGACAAAAAAACCUCCAGAAUGCUAGAAGAGGCCUGGGCACAGCCAUCGGAAAGUGUCCCAAAAACAAACUGUUCAAAGGCUACAUCGAGCUGGAGCUACAGCUGAGAGAGUUUGACCGCUGCAGGAAGCUCUAUGAGAAGUAUCUGGAGUUCAGUCCAGAAAACUGCACCACCUGGAUUAAGUUUGCCGAGCUGGAGACCAUCCUGGGAGACACAGAGCGGGCCAGAGCCAUAUUUGAACUGGCCAUUGGACAACCUCGACUCGACAUGCCAGAGGUGCUGUGGAAGUCAUACAUCGACUCUGAGAUCGAGCAAGAAGAAUACGACAACACACGAGGACUUUAUAAGAGACUGUUACAGCGUACUCAACAUGUCAAAGUCUGGAUCAGCUAUGGCCAGUUUGAGCUGUCCAUUGACAGUGACGACCGCAUACAGCGAUGCAGACAGAUCUACGAGGAGGCCAAUAAGAGUAUGCAGAGCUGUGAGGAGAAGGAGGAACGUCUGAUGCUCCUGGAGUCCUGGAGAGACUUUGAGGACGAGUUUGGAUCGUUUGCCAACAAGGAGAGAGUCCAGAAACUCCUGCCGGAGAAGGUGAAGAAGAGGAGGAAGAUCACAGCAGAGGACGGGUCGGAUGCAGGUUGGGAGGAAUAUUAUGACUACAUCUUCCCCGAGGACGCUGCUAACCUGCCCAACCUCAAACUGCUGGCCAUGGCCAAGAUGUGGAAGAAAUUGCAGCAGGAUGAUGAGAACGAGCAGGAUGAAGGAGAAGGAGAAGGAGAAGGAGAAGAAGGAGAAGGAGAAGAAGGAGAAGGAGAAGAAGGAGAAGAAGGAGAAGAAGGAGAAGGAGAAGAAGGAGAAGAAGAAGGAGAAGAAGAAGGAGAAGAAGGAGAAGGAGAAGGAGAAGAAGGAGGACAGCGGGUUCCUAAAGGGAAGGAAGCACUGGAGAACUCAGAAUCAGAGGAGCAGGGACCUGUGGCCAGCAGAGAACAGCUCAAAAACGAGUCCAACAAUCACGACAAAGAUGACGAUGAGAGCAGCAGCAGUAGCAGCAGCAGCAGCAGCAGCAGCAAGAGUGAUGGUGGCGACCGCGAAGAUGACAAAGACAAGACGGAAGAAACAAAAGCGGACACAGAAAAUCACUGACCUGGUGUGGUGGAACUUAACACGUUAUUUGUCUCCGUUUCUUUCUGUCCGUCUCUUUUCU
This is a messenger RNA of Onychostoma macrolepis, 2558 nucleotides long. It is a transcript of the gene crnkl1, whose product is annotated as crooked neck pre-mRNA splicing factor 1. The record is from RefSeq and is a predicted model, not a curated record. Gene Ontology annotation, cellular component: U2-type catalytic step 2 spliceosome; Prp19 complex; post-mRNA release spliceosomal complex. Gene Ontology annotation, biological process: mRNA splicing, via spliceosome; spliceosomal complex assembly. Gene Ontology annotation, molecular function: protein binding. The transcript is spliced from 14 exons. Bases 89 to 2497 code for a protein of 802 amino acids. Lineage: Eukaryota; Metazoa; Chordata; Actinopteri; Cypriniformes; Cyprinidae.